UGUGCAUUUAUCGAAAGCAGACUUAAGAAUAGCAGACACUGUAGUAGACUACAGUGUAACAUUUGGUUUCGUGCUAUUCAUAUGCUUGGACGUCCCAACAAUUCCUUCAGUUUUCUAUCAAAACUUUACAAAGUGAACGACGGAGAAAAUGGAUGAAUCCGUGUCGAGUUUAGUGUUUUACGUGAACGGUGCCAAGGUGGUGGAGGAAUCGGCGCAACCUGAAUGGACACUUCUCUUUUAUCUUCGCACUAAAUUGCGACUGACUGGUACGAAACUGGGUUGUGGAGAAGGAGGAUGCGGAGCCUGUACCGUUAUGAUUUCUCGUUACGACCGAACGGCCCAAACUAUCCUUCACUACGCCGUCAACGCUUGCCUGACCCCAAUAUGCGCAGUGCACGGUCUGGCCGUCACCACGGUGGAAGGUAUCGGCCAGCCAGGUGAUGUCGAAGGCCAACGACAACAACACAAGAGGCGACUCCACGCCGUCCAGGAGCGUCUGGCCAAAGCCCACGGCUCUCAAUGCGGAUUCUGCACCCCGGGCUUCGUCAUGUCCAUGUACACCUUGCUGAGGAGCAACAAGAAAGAGUUGCCAUCAAUGGCCCAAGUGGAGGAAGGCUUUCAAGGUAACCUUUGUCGCUGCACUGGAUACCGACCCAUAUUGGAAGGAUGUCGAACGCUAACUCGCGACGGUUGUUGCGGCGGCCAGGCCAACGGCAAUGGCUGCUGCAUGGACGGCCAGAACGGCCAGUCUCAGAGGAACGGCGACGACGAUUUGAACGGAAACCGGGACACGAUCCAGCGAUCCAUUUGCACGACUCUGACCAACGAGUCGGAUUUCCAAGAGUCUUACCUGGACAGUCAGGAGCCCAUCUUCCCGCCGUUGCUGCAGCUUAGCGAAGAGCUGGACCAGCAAUAUCUCAUCGUCAGGGGAGAGCGGGUCACCUGGUACAGGCCGACCCGACUGGACCAGCUCCUCCAGCUCAAAUCCCAAUUCCCGCACGCCAAAAUUGUGGUCGGCAACACGGAAGUCGCCCUGGAAAUGAAGUUCAAACAUUGCGACUAUCCAGUCCUCAUCAGCCCGGCAAUGAUCGCCGAAACGCUGGCCAUCGAACGGACGGAAGAGGGGCUGAUCCUGGGCGGCGCCGUGACUUUGUCGAUGUUCAAGGAAGAGCUGGAACGACAAGUCCAGCAGGGACCCAAAGAGUCGACCCGAUUCUUUUCGGCCUUGAAUCAAAUGCUGCACUGGUUCGCCGGAAAACAAAUCCGAAACGUGGCGGCCAUCGCCGGAAACAUCAUGACGGGCAGUCCCAUCUCGGAUUUGAAUCCGCUUUUCAUGGCGGCCGGAUGCGUCCUGACGUUGCAGAGUCACUCGAAAGGCAUCCGCUCGGUUACGAUGGACAACCAUUUCUUCACUGGAUAUCGACGCAACAUUGUCCAGCCGGAAGAGAUCCUGUUGAACAUUUCCAUCCCGCGCACCAAAGCGGAUGAAUACGUGAAUGGAUACAAACAGUCACGUCGCAGGGAGGACGACAUUGCCAUCGUCAAUGGUGCCUUCCGGGUCCUCUUCCAUCCCGGAUCCAGCAAGAUCCAGGAAAUGUCCAUGGCCUUCGGCGGCAUGGCGCCCACGACAGUCAUGGCCGUUGGGACGAUGGAUAAGCUGGUCGGCCGUUGCUGGGACGACGAUUCUUUAGUGGAGGAUGUUUGCCGCUGGAUGCUGGAAGACCUGCCGCUUCCGCCUUCCGUUCCGGGCGGAAUGAGUUCAUAUCGCCAGUCACUUUGUCUCAGUUUCUUCUUCAAAUUUCACCUCCAAGUCCUGAGGGAUUUGGUCGCCCGUCGGAUCGUGACCAGCUCCAUUCCGGACAACCUGUCGGGGGCUGAAUUGGAUAUCGAGCGCGGGAAAUUCAAAUCCGCCCAGCUGUUUGAACUCGUAUCGAAAGAUCAGCUGGAUUUGGAUCCAGUCGGCCGGCCGUUGGCUCACGUGGCCGGCGAGAAACACGUGACGGGCGAGGCCAUUUACUGCGACGACUUACCACCCGUGGCCGGUGAACUCCACAUGGCUCUCGUCUUGAGCAAUCAAGCCCACGCCGAAAUCGUCUCCAUCGAUCCAUCGGCAGCUCUGGAGCUGGAAGGCGUCCGAGGCUUCUUCUCGGCCAAAGAUAUCGCAUCCGGCCGGAACGUUUUCGGACCCAUCAUCCACGACGAGGAAGUCUUCGCUUCGAUACGGGUCACCUGCUGCGGCCAGGUGAUCGCCUGCGUGGUGGCCGACAAUCUGGUGCUGGCACAGCGGGCCAGUCGGCUCGUCCGAGUGACUUACAGUCCGUCUGAUGGUCCAGCCAUCUUCACCAUUCAAGACGCCAUCAAGAACAAUUCCUUCUACCAUGGCCACAGCCGUGAAAUCAUCCAGGGAGACGUCGAGGCCGGAUUCCGGAAUGCCCAGCACGUCCUGGAAGGAACUUUCGAGAUGGGCGGUCAGGAGCAUUUCUACUUGGAGACGCAAUCGGUUUUGGUCGUGCCAAAAGGUGAGGACGGAGAGAUGGACAUCACCAGUUCCACUCAGAAUCCAUCGGAGGUCCAGCAAGUCGUCGCCGAAGUCUUGGGCCUGCCGGCCAAUCGGGUCGUCUGCCGGGUCAAGCGAAUGGGCGGCGGGUUCGGCGGUAAAGAGACUCGAUCGGCCGUGCUGGCUGCUCCGGCCGCCGUGGCCUCCUACCGGCUUCAACGGCCCGUCCGUUGCAUGCUGGACCGUGACGAGGACAUGAUGAGCACAGGAAUCCGCCAUCCGUUUCUGGCCAAAUACAAAGUCGGAUUCGAUUCGACCGGCCGGCUGACGGCCCUCGACGUCCAACUCUUUUCCAAUGGCGGCAACACCAUGGACCUUUCCCGCGGCAUCAUGGAGAGGGCCGUCUUCCACAUCGACAACGCCUACCGCAUUGAGAAUCUCCGCUGUCACGGUAUCGUCUGCCGGACCAACUUGCCGUCCAACACGGCCUUCCGCGGUUUCGGCGGCCCUCAAGGCAUGGCCGUCGUCGAAAACGUCAUGGUAGACGUGGCCUCUUACCUGGGCCUGGAUCCCACGGCCGUCCGAUCGCUCAACCUGUACCGAGAGGGCGACAGCACCCACUACAACCAACGGCUGGACUACUGCACGCUGGAUCGCUGCUGGAACGAGUGCCAAGCUCUGGCUGGCCUGAAAGACCGCCGGAAGGAAAUUGAAAGUUUCAAUCGACUCCACCGAUUCAAGAAGCGCGGACUGGCCAUCAUUCCCACCAAGUUCGGCAUCGCUUUCACGGCCCUGUUUCUCAACCAAGCCGGAGCUCUGGUGCACGUCUACAAAGACGGAUCGGUGUUGUUGACCCACGGAGGGACUGAAAUGGGCCAGGGAUUGCACACGAAAAUGCUCCAAGUGGCCAGCCGAGCGCUCAACAUUCCCGUCGAUCUGAUUUUCAUCUCGGAGACGUCGACGGACAAAGUGCCCAACACGUCGCCCACGGCAGCCAGCGCCGGAUCUGACCUCAACGGCAUGGCUGUUCUUAAUGCUUGUCAAAUUCUGGUGGAUCGACUAGCGCCCAUCCGCAAAGCCCAUCCGGACGGAAGUUGGCAAGAGUGGGUCAUGCAAGCUUAUUUCCAGCGCAUCAGUCUCUCAACAACUGGCUUCUACAAGACUCCUGGCAUUGGCUACGAUUUCGCCACCAACAGCGGGUCUCCUUUCCGGUAUUUUAGUUUCGGCGCAGCUUGUUCUGUCGUUGAAGUCGAUUGUCUGACGGGCAACCACAGGGUAUUGAGGACGGAUAUAGUCAUGGAUCUUGGUGAAAGUUUGAAUCCGGCCAUCGAUAUCGGCCAAGUCGAGGGAGGAUUCGUUCAAGGACUGGGUUUGUUCACUCUAGAAGAACCGCUCUUCUCGCCGGCCAACGGCCAAGUCAUCACGCGUGGGCCGUCUAAUUACAAAAUUCCUUCCGCUGAUGACAUUCCGGAAGAGUUUAACGUCUCUCUUCUUCGAGGCUGUCCCAAUCCGCAUGCUGUUUACUCUUCUAAAGCCGUUGGAGAGCCACCUUUAUUCUUAGCAUCCAGCGUGUUUUUCGCUAUCAAAGACGCCAUCCAUUCGGCCAGAACUGAAUCCGGAUUAACCGGAAACUUCACAAUCAAUUCGCCCGCCACGGCCGAACGCAUUCGAAUGGCCUGCGAAGACCACCUGAUUCAGAAGGUUUCAAAGCCUGAACCGGGUACAUUUUUGCCGUGGGCAGCAUCGGUCUAGUUUGCUUUUUAUAGAUAAAAAAGCUAUAGAAUAUUCGUUGCAUGUUUGAUCGGAAAAUUUUGUUCGUGCAACUAUCACAAUUUUUUUAAAACUACAUAGGCCUACUCGUUGAAAAUUUAUGAAAUUAAUAUACGGAAAUAACUUGGAAAA
Daphnia pulex (common water flea) is the source of this 4399-nucleotide messenger RNA. It is a transcript of the gene ry, whose product is annotated as xanthine dehydrogenase/oxidase-like. Bases 149 to 4249 code for a protein of 1366 amino acids. The transcript has 10 exons. The record is from RefSeq and is a predicted model, not a curated record. NCBI's taxonomy places the organism in Eukaryota, Metazoa, Arthropoda, Branchiopoda, Diplostraca, Daphniidae. Gene Ontology annotation, molecular function: FAD binding; molybdopterin cofactor binding; iron ion binding.